This is a messenger RNA of Penicillium angulare, 438 nucleotides long. RefSeq lists its product as uncharacterized. The record is from RefSeq and is a predicted model, not a curated record. Gene Ontology annotation, molecular function: aspartate ammonia-lyase activity. NCBI's taxonomy places the organism in Eukaryota, Fungi, Ascomycota, Eurotiomycetes, Eurotiales, Aspergillaceae. The transcript has a single exon. Gene Ontology annotation, biological process: tricarboxylic acid cycle; aspartate metabolic process. Bases 1 to 438 code for a protein of 145 amino acids. Gene Ontology annotation, cellular component: cytosol.
AUGCCUGGGAAGGUUAAUCCAGUAAUCCCAAUAGCAGUUUGUCAAGUUGCCUUUGCUAUUACUGGAAAUGAUGCUUCAAUUGCAAUGACAUGCCAGCAAGGAAUGCUUGAAAUCAACCAUUUCGAGAUGCUUGUAUGCGACCGCCUCAUUGAUAGUAUCCGCCUUCUCACCCGCGCAGCUGAAAUCUUCUCUCGCCGAUGCGUUGACGGAAUAGUUGCAAACAAAAAAGUCUCACACAAAAACUUACUUGCAUCUAGUGCACUAGCUACUGCCCUUGUACCCACUCUUGGAUAUGCGCAGGUUUCGGAUCUUGUUCGCACAGCCCUGGCGGAAGACCGACCAUUUAUAGAUUUGAUCAUUGAGAAAGAGCUACUCACUGAAAGUGAGAUAAAAGGGCUCAUGGAACGCUUGAUUGGUGGUGAUAACGCCCCAAACUAG